AUGGCGUCGUCUCUCUCUCUGUUGGAAGACAAGGUGACGUGUCCUGUGUGUUGUGAUAUCUUCACAGAUCCUGUAAUUCUGCCCUGUAGCCACAGUUUCUGUAGAGUUUGUAUUAAAAAACAUUGGGCAGACAGACACGCAAAGGAGUGUGUGAUCUGCAGAGAGAAAUCGUCUAACCGGAAUCCGCCGCUUAACCUGGCACUGAAGAACGCCUGCGAGUCUAUUAAAAAGAUUAAGAAGGACAGUGGCUCUUCUGGGUUGGUUCCCCAUAGCUUGUUUUGCACACAGCAUUCAGAACCUCUACAGUUCUACUGUCUGGACGAAGAACAGCUGGUGUGUGUGGAAUGCAUCUCCCAACAUCAGACGCAUAAAAUGUCCUCCAUCAAGAAGGCAGCCUCUGAGUUUAAGAAAGGUCUGGAAGCACCACUGAAGAUACUGCAGGAAAAGUUAAACUCACUAAAGGAGACAAAACUCAUCUUUAAGAGAACAAAAGACCAUAUAAAGUCUCAGUUUAAGCACUCAGAGACUCAGAUAGAAGAGGAAUUUGAGAAACUUCAUCAGUUCCUCAGAGAGGAAAAGGAGACCAGGUUAGCUACACUGAGAGAGGAAGAGGAGCAGAAGAGACAGAACAUGAAAGAGAAGAUAGGAGAGAUAGAUGAAAUGAUGUCAUCGCUUUCCGAAACAAUGAAGGACAUAAAGGAGAAGAUGGAGAGAGAUGAUGCACUCGUCCUACUGGUGAGAAAAACUAACAUUUAG
This is a messenger RNA of Chanos chanos (milkfish), 756 nucleotides long. RefSeq names its product nuclear factor 7, brain-like. Gene Ontology annotation, molecular function: zinc ion binding. Bases 1 to 756 code for a protein of 251 amino acids. The record is from RefSeq and is a predicted model, not a curated record. Lineage: Eukaryota; Metazoa; Chordata; Actinopteri; Gonorynchiformes; Chanidae. The transcript is spliced from 3 exons.